ACACUUGAACUCGCUAGUGACGUCAUGUCAUCUCCCCUGCCGCGUUAAUCCGCGUGACGUCACGAGAUCCCGGAAAGCUGCUCGCCACUCAACUGAGAUCCGAGGCCCGGAAAAUACGUGACAAGGAUUCGGAGCCGUUUCCUGUUCAAGUUGGCGUGUGACAGGAAUUCCCUCUGGCCACAACCAUUACGCUGCAAGUUCCUCUGCCACUUUGCCGGACAGAAUUGGUCAUAUGGAGCGAAAACAAUCAGCGGGACAGAAACCAUUCAAGUGCACGGUGUGUGGGAAGGCGUUUGCACAACCAUCAUAUCUUCAGGUCCACCAGAGAACACACACGGGAGAGAAACCCUUCAAGUGCACUGUUUGUGGGAAGUCCUUUGCAUGGUCAUCAAAUCUUAAAACACACCAAAGAACACACACGGGAGAGAAACCCUUCAAGUGCACUGUGUGUGGGAAGGCAUUUGCGGAUUCAUCAGCUCUUACAAGACACCAGAGAAGACACACAGGAGAAAAACCCUUCAAGUGCAUUGUGUGUGGGACGGCAUUUGCAGAGUCAUCACCUCUUAAAAGACACCAGAGAAUACACACAGGAGAAAAACCCUUCAAGUGUACUUUGUGUGGGAAGGCGUUUGCACAUCCAUCAUAUAUUGAGGUCCACCUGAGAACACACACGGGAGAGAAACCCUUCAAGUGCACUGUGUGUGGGAAGGUGUUUGCAACGUCAUCACAUCUUAAAAUACACCAGAGAAGUCACACAGGAGAGACACCCUUCAAGUGCACUGUUUGUGGGAAGGCCUUUGCAAAGUCAUCCCAUCUUAAAACACAUCAGAGAAUACACACAGGAGAGACGCCCUUCAAGUGCACUGUUUGUUGGAAGGCCUUUGCAUGGUCAUCAAAGCUUAAAACACACCAGAGAACACAUAUGGGAGAGAAACCCUUCAAGUGCACUGUGUGUGGGAAGGAAUUUUCACUGUCAACAUAUCUUAAAAACCAUCAGCGAACACACGUAGGAGAAAAACCCUUAAAGUGCACUGUGUAUGGGGAGAACGGUUUUCGACAGUUAGGGGAUCGAAACAAGCAUCAAACCAUUCAUCAGGAAAUUUAUCUGAAAUCGGCUUGUGAAAGUCCAAGUGCUGCAAUGAGUCCAUCCCUCAUGAAACAAGAACCAGAAAUACAUUUGAGAUGUGAAACGUGGACAGGAGUGAAGGCGAAAUGUCAAGAAGUGAAAUUGAAAUUUGAAUCAGUGAAGGUGAAAAGUGAAGUGACGGUAAAGUCUGAAGAAGUGAUAGUGAAAUGUGAGGAUGAAGAUUCAACUCCAAAAUCCUACCUUCACGUCGAUCGAGGCAGCGUUAAGCUGGAGGAGACUGUGGACUCUGAGGCAGAGCGAGGCAACCCCCAGCAAUUUGUGGAUGUGGAGGUGUGGGUGGAUUUUUUAGGCAAUACUGAGUUAAAUGGAGACUAAGUAUAUGUGUAUCAUUGAGCUAAGAAAAACGAAGUUCCAUUCCAUUCACAGGCCUUUCCCAUAAUAGAGGUUUUUUGGGUUAGAUCGCGUAAACAGAACAUGCCAAUUCAUCACUAGUACAGCACACCGGUGUGUUGGAGAGCCAAGCCACAACAUUUACAAUCUGAGUGAUGUUUCGCCAGUCAUUACAACUAGCUUCAUCAGGCGACAGCCAGAUUUGUGCCUUUAUAAUUGCAAGCGUUUAACCUCCAAGUGGUCAAUAGAAAUAGCCUGAAGCUGGAGGAGGCUGCAGACUGAGAGUGAAAUGAAACCCAGCAGUUUGUGGAGGUGGACUUUUUGGAGGAUGCAGAGUAGGAGCGGCCAGCAUGUGUGGACUUGGAGGUUGGGUAGAUCUGUCAGCAGGAGUAGGAGACAAAAAGGCUCCACAGCAUUCAACGUGUUAUAAUAAUAUUUAUAUUAAUAAUUGGCGCUUGCAUAAAUGUGUUAUUUCUUUCUCGCUGUACGUAGCCAAUCUUGCUAAUCAAAGGUGAAAUGCUUCAGCAACUACAAGCGGCUUGUAUCAUAUUUAAUCUCAAUCGUUCGACGGCUAGCCCAAGUGGCAGCUGUCCUUUUGUGGUAGAAGGUGACUCAGUACUGACCUGCACGUGGACAUGAGCCUGCCAGUUUGGUGGAGCGAUGAUUGAUGUGUAACCCCAGUCGGGUCGUUUGUGGCUAAUCUUUCUAAUCUGGCAAAUUUUGACCCUGACACCAUGAAUGUUGAACAUCCACUGUUAAGCAGAUUUUUGGUCAAUAUUGCUGCAGUAAUCAUGAGGGCUGCUGGACAGAUGUGAACUUUGAAACUCUUUUAACAAAUAUCAACCGUGCUAUCACUUCUCGCAUUCUAAGAAUGCAUGCAGGUGUAGUCAUCCAUUCAGAGAUCAGUGUACAGUAAAUGCACUGUAAUGUGAUGCAGUUUAUUUCAAUUCAAUUAUUGAAUGUUGGCGAUGCGUCUCUUGGUAAUUUAGAGUUAUAAUUUUAACACAUGAUCUGAUUCUGAGCAUACACAGCAAAAGCUCUUAUCCAGCAUCCAUGGGGAAUCAAGGGUGGUGCCAGUUCAUCAAAUGUGCAGGUUGUCUGAGAGGUAUACUUUAUGGUUCAGCAAAAUUCUCAAAUGUAAAAACUUUUUUACGAAGAAAUUAAGCAUACAUUUUAACUGAUAUUCAAAAUAAUUUACUAUUUUACAGAGGUACUCACCAGUCAUUUGUACAGCAUUUUAAGUUUACUGUAGAGAAGCAGUGGUGCUGUUUAGAUUACAGUGUACAGUAGUGCAGUACUGUAUGUACAAGUACAGUGAAACAAUUAGGUUAGGCAGCCCACAACACGAUCACAAUGGCCGAUUGCAGAUUGCAAUUGCGACUCCAUUUGUGCCACCACUUAGCAACGUCAUGAAGCACGCUGCAAGAUGCCAGUAUUUUUCUCGAUAUGUGAAGUUAUAUUUAUAUUGCCGCUUGACAGAUGCCGGUUAAUAGAGCAUUCCGCAUGGUAAAGUACGUGAUAGCAGAGAUUUUGCUGUACGUGCCAUUUGGAAUAAAAUGGUCAUAAAUGGAAUGUCCUAAAUAGACGAACGUUUGUUUUGACAGUAACCUGUGCAGGACAUUUACGUGACUGCUGUUGUUCAUGUGAUACAGGAUCAAAGAUAUUUUUUGUAGCUUAGGAUCCAUAUCCCCCAACUCAAUGUUUGUCUUCGAAAUCACGAAUAUAGUACACACAAGGGAAACACUGAAAUGUUACAUAAAGGAGAUAUUUUCUCCACAACGCUAAUUAUGUUGUCUUUUCAUACCUAAUUAACGUGAUUAUUUGUC
Petromyzon marinus (sea lamprey) is the source of this 3303-nucleotide messenger RNA. RefSeq lists its product as uncharacterized. Gene Ontology annotation, molecular function: DNA-binding transcription factor activity, RNA polymerase II-specific; RNA polymerase II cis-regulatory region sequence-specific DNA binding. Gene Ontology annotation, biological process: regulation of transcription by RNA polymerase II. The record is from RefSeq and is a predicted model, not a curated record. NCBI's taxonomy places the organism in Eukaryota, Metazoa, Chordata, Hyperoartia, Petromyzontiformes, Petromyzontidae.